AUGCGCGCGACCGAGUCUGGUGUAAUAAUAAAUUGCGAAGUAAAGCCUAAAUCAAAAGUAUUUUCACUUUCCUGGGCGGGCGACAUUCUCAGCAUUUCGCUGACCUCAAUCCCGAUAGAAAACAGGGCGAACCGAGAAGUGAUUGAAACUGUCCAUAAGAUACUGCGGAGGCCCAAAAAUCAAGUGUCGAUUCUGGGAGGGGGCAAGUCCAGAAGCAAGUCUGUUCUUGUGGACGGAAUCACCGAAGAAGAGGCGCGGAGCCUUCUUUCGCAAAUAAACGAGUGA
This is a messenger RNA of Nematocida major, 285 nucleotides long. RefSeq lists its product as uncharacterized. The transcript has a single exon. Gene Ontology annotation, cellular component: cytoplasm. The coding region runs from base 1 to 285 and encodes 94 amino acids. The record is from RefSeq and is a predicted model, not a curated record. Lineage: Eukaryota; Fungi; Microsporidia.